AUGUCGUUACAACUCAAAAAAUCUUACCAUCCCGCCCUCCUCCGAAAUCAGCGACGUGUUUACGAGGAGGAGCAAAAGGCUUUAGAAGAGCGCAAGAAGACCGAAGCUCGCAUCCAAGAGAUUAAGGAAGAACGCGCCAAAGAAGAACUCCAAAAGCAACUUGCUAUCUCCGGAGGCCGUAAAGUUGUUGAUCGCGUCGAUUGGAUGUAUCAGGGCCCUAGCGAUGGCCAAAACGGUACUUCUGAAGAGCUCGAGGGCUACCUGCUUGGAAAGCGACGCAUCGAUAACAUUCUAACUAAGGGGUCCGAUCAUGAAAAUCUCAAGAAGACUGCGGGCCCAGAGAGUUUCAUGGCCCUACAGAAUGCGAAUACAGAAAGAGAUACCGCGUUAAAAAUUCGAGAAGAUCCUCUUUUAGCCAUUAAGAAGCAAGAACAGGCGGCAUACGAAGCCAUGAUGAACGAUCCCAUUAAGAGAAGACAGCUACUCGCAUCCAUGGGACAAGCAGAUGAAAAGAAUUCAUCACACAAGAAGGAGGAGAAGCACUCGAGACGGCAUAGGCAUAGAUCGCAUUCUAGAGAACAUCGCCACCGCCGACAUCAUCGAUCCGACUCGAGAGAAAGAGAUGAAUCAAGGGAACGGCGACACAGGCGUCGCCGGGCUGAUUCGAGAGAUAGGUCCGAAAGUAGAGAUCGUCACAGCUUAAGGAAAGAGAAAGAACGUUAUGCCGAGCGACCUAAGCGGAGGGAAUCGGACUCCAGGGAUGAACACCGAGAUAAUGAUAGAUUGGGCAGAGAUCGAUCAAGAAGCCCGCGUCGUAGUGAUACCAAGGACGAUGGAUAUCGCCGACGCCAUGAAUAUUCUAGGGAGCGACCGCGAGAACGGCAACGGCAUUCGAACGAUCAGAAUGAUGCCGCAGAAGAGCGAGCUCGCAAGCUCGCAGCUAUGCAAGAAGCAGCAUCUGAACUCGAUCAAGACCGGGAGAAGCGCUUAGCAGCACUCGCAGAAAAGGAGCGCCAAGAACGAGAAGCUGAUGACAAAGCGCGGGAGAAGUCUGGAAAAUAUGGAGAUAGGGAAUUCGUGAACGGUUUACGGAGACAAGUUAUCUCUUGA
Daldinia loculata is the source of this 1110-nucleotide messenger RNA. RefSeq names its product Pre-mRNA splicing factor-domain-containing protein. Gene Ontology annotation, biological process: mRNA splicing, via spliceosome. Gene Ontology annotation, cellular component: U2-type spliceosomal complex. Bases 1 to 1110 code for a protein of 369 amino acids. The transcript is spliced from 2 exons. Lineage: Eukaryota; Fungi; Ascomycota; Sordariomycetes; Xylariales; Hypoxylaceae. The record is from RefSeq and is a predicted model, not a curated record.